UUCUCUGCAACCACUCUCACCAUGAUUUAUCAAUCACCUUCCAGUCGCGUCAGACUGUCACUCUUAGACAACAGAAGCUCGAAAGAUGUUGCCUGCACUUUCUAUAGCCCCAACGUUGGGGUGUUCCGAACCUAGGUCCUUAUAAAUCUGUUGCCGUUUGGUGGUUGUUUAUCUACAUCCAUCAUUGCGGUCCGCGCCUUUCAGAAGAAGACCACUCUCUAUCACAUCCAGAUAAAGUUGUUUAUUUGUCAGAUUUUGUGGCGAUAGAGAACGAGGCGGAGAGGUAAAAGUAACUGAAAGUCAACAACAGUUGAUAGAGGGCUCUACUGGAGCAGUGAGAUUGCCCACAUACAAGAGAGGUGAGUAAUGUCUUGGCCCGAACUAUACUCUUUGCACAAGUACUGAUAAUCUGCGAAGGGCCUCAGAAUAUUUUCAUCAUUCAAACCAAAGGAAACAUACCAAGAACCUACCAUCAUCAUGUCUAUUGCGAUGCUCUCAACCGAGUUACUACAGAGGAUAUACGAAUAUUCUGACCUGAUUGAUAUCCUCCAUCUAUCCCAGACUUCCAAAAGAAAUUACAAUGCGCUGCGUGGACGACGUUUGCCCCUUCUGAGACAAGCUUUGGAUGAUGAAUACGGUCCAAUACCUAGUUUGGUGAAGUUGGUAAUAAGCGAUGAUUCAACCAAAGGUAAUAGUGUUAUCGGCACAGAAAAACGUCGAAAUAUUGCCCUGGAUCGUAUUCUACAAGUCCCAAAUGAGCCCUACCUUUCGGUCCAGCUAUUGAGCAAGAUGGUUACGCUUGGCAGAGUUGCGUCCAGAUGGGUCGAGAUCUUUCCACAAUUUAGAUGGCGCCUUGAUUACCAAAACAGGAGGUUUCUACUGCCCCAUGAGCAGAGGCGCUUACGGAGGGCUGUCUACAAUUAUUGGACCUAUGGCAAUCUAUUUCAUGAUGAUAUUUAUACCAAAUUCAACCCCGAUCCUCCAUCCGGCCGCUCUGCUAGUUGGUGGAACCCUGCUCCUCCUCCGCCCGAGAUCAGUUCUGAUCCUCGCCUACGUCUGAUACAAUCAUUUACCACAAUUGAGAUCGUGCAGCUUAAUGAAUUCCUACAGCAUGUGGUCAAGCUUAUCGAACUAGAUCUUUAUCCUUCAGACUCGACCAUACAAGCUCAGCACAAUUUUACGUCCAAAGCGGUUGAGAAGAUCGCUUGGGGAGAUGGAGGUCAGUAUCGAUUCCUUGUGAAAAAUCUUCUUAGAUAUAAUCCUUUGGAUCUCGUCUACCUCUACGACCAAACCUUUACCAAAUUGGAAAGAGCAGAAUACAUGAAUGCCCGGGGCCUUGGUUUUGGCAUCAAUAGCAAUGCUCCGGCAACUUUAGACGAUGCUAUAGCUUUUAUUAUUGAGAGAAGACGACGCCAUGAUAUCAGCUCAUAUACGACACAUCGUUUCCACCAUGUGAUGUAUCAAUCUCGCGAUUCGUGUAUACAGGGAGAAAAUGUGAGGUUUGGCAUAGCUCACGAGGAACAUUAUUCGAAGGAUUACCCAUUCAACAAUGAUGGGACGAUUGUUCUCUCGACUGAUGAACAUGAGUAAGAAUCUCAGGCGGAUUGGUACCAUGCUUGUGUUAUUCAAAUCAACUUGCUUCUGUGUUAUUCUACUUUCUCCAAUAUUGAAACAACGCGCGCUUUUUUAGCAUGAUUUGAGAUUCAAAACUGUAUUGUGCAUCGAAAUUUUGUGAAUGGUGGAUUGAGAAAUUGAAAUAAGUUUGGAUAGCUUUCAACACAGGACUCAAGAUACGAA
This is a messenger RNA of Sclerotinia trifoliorum, 1797 nucleotides long. The record is from the annotation of a GenBank genome assembly. Lineage: Eukaryota; Fungi; Ascomycota; Leotiomycetes; Helotiales; Sclerotiniaceae.